AAAGCCGCUGAAGCGCCAUGAGUGUAAGAAAUCUGCCCCUUGAAUGUUUCAAUGGCUCCACUGCCUAUUAAGAAUUCCACGCGAAUUUCCUAUCCUUCCUGUAAACUUGCUAUUUUCAUUUUCAUUUUCAUUUUCAUUUUUGUUUUCAUUUUUUAUUAGUUUUUGCCUAUCCUCACAGAACUGGUCUUCUGUAUUCUGUAUUAACAAGUUACUAACAUCAUGGCACAGUACGGAUACGGUGGGCAGCAUAACCCUUUCGACGAGCGUAACGGCGCUGUCGACAACAAUUAUGGACGACAAGAAUACGGAGACGAAUAUGGCUCAAACGUCGAGAUGGCCUCGCUCACCCAGAACCAGGGCGGUUUUGGAGGCGGAAAUGCGAACUCUAUCUUGAACGAGGUCUCGGAAAUCAACCGCGGGAUCGACACGAUCGACCGAAACCUCGACCAGCUCAAGGUGCUUCAGCAAAGAGCCCUCGACGAUGCCGACACUUCUGCUUCCAGCAACACCAACCGUCAGUUGGACGCUCUUAGCUCCCAGACCAUGGCCGAAUACAGAUCGCUUACCGAGCGCGUACGACAGCUGAAGAGCAACCCCGAGAGCCAGCAGAAGUUUGCUCAGCAGGUUCGUCGCGUCGAUGGACGAUUAAAGGAUGCGAUCAGGGCCUACCAGGGUGUCGAGUCUGCGUUUCGCAAGAAGACGCAAGAGCAGAUGGCCCGACAAUACCGUAUCGUGCGACCCGAUGCCGACGAGGCCGAGGUGCAAGCUGCUGUCGAAGAUCAAACUGGUGGCCAGGUUUUCCAGCAAGCGUUAAUGCAGAGCAACCGUCGUGGCCAAGCCCAAGCUGUCUUGAGCGCCGUACAAGAUCGCCAUGCUCAGUUAAAGAAGAUCGAACAGCAGAUGAUCGAACUAGCUCAGCUGUUCCAGGAUAUGGACACGCUCAUUAUACAGCAAGAAGUUGCUAUUGUGAACAUCGAGCAGAAGGCCGAAGAAGUGGUCGAGAAUCUCGACAAGGGCAAUCAAGAAGUGGGUGUAGCUAUCAACACUGCUAGGGCGACGCGAAAGAAGAAGUGGAUUUGCUUGGGUAUUGUCGUUGCCAUUAUUGCCGUUAUCGUCAUCAUUGUCGCGGUAUACGUAUCAGUUACGAAUGCUGCGAAAGGCGGCAGCAACUCCAAACGUGACCUUAUACAACCAAGCAUUCGGUCGUUGUUCCAAAACACGGCUCUUCCCCAGCUCCUUAGCGAAAGAGCCCAUCCUAGGUCGUUUAUCGCUAUCGGCGGGCGGCCAGGCGCGUAAUACCAAAAAUUAUUACUUAUUUCUUAGCUUUCCUAUGAUUGAGCCUCAUCGCAGCCUACGAACUAGCUACCUUACAAGCAAGGCUGAUAGAUGAUGGGCUCGUUCGCUAUCGCUCGUCAUCACCUACUAUUCACGAACUGAGGCACGCAAUCUCCUUCGUGUUCGCUUCGUAUAUCAUACCUCCCGUCGUCACUAUACAUAUUUAACUUAGAUACCUUUUUGAGUGGUAAUAUAAAGCCAAGCCGCUUCAUUCGUCAGUUGGAAGCAAGACUCGAUAUUGGAUUCCCGAUGGACGGAUAGUAAGGGGGUUUGGUCGCACACCUACUGAUAGAAAGGGGCGGAUUGUCUCUGGUAGCUUUCUGGCUACCUGGUCCUAGGAAAAAUAUAGUCCUUUGUGUACUCGGUCUUAUUUUUAAGCAGGCUUGGAGAAGGGGAGUUGCUCGCUUUUUCCCGGCGUUCGGACUCACUAUGCAGAAUUUUAUUGAGUAAUUCUUUUAUCGUUGGACUCGAACUUGUAUUGAUGUUGAUUGUGGAUCGUGUGUAUUGUUAUUGUUUACGUAGCGGAUAUGAUACAUCAGGUACAGAAUGCCGUGGAACUUUUCGUGUAGAGUGUCAUAAGAUGUGUGAAGCAUUUUGUGCCGAUAUGUUACAUAUUAUGGUAAACAAUCCCAAUACUAGGAACCACGUGGACAAGUAAAUGUGUAUUUCUAUGCCGUCUAACACUGGAACUACGUCGGC
Daldinia caldariorum is the source of this 2034-nucleotide messenger RNA. Its product is annotated as t-SNARE. Lineage: Eukaryota; Fungi; Ascomycota; Sordariomycetes; Xylariales; Hypoxylaceae. The record is from RefSeq and is a predicted model, not a curated record. The coding region runs from base 220 to 1296 and encodes 358 amino acids. The transcript has 4 exons. Gene Ontology annotation, molecular function: SNAP receptor activity; SNARE binding. Gene Ontology annotation, cellular component: SNARE complex; endomembrane system; plasma membrane. Gene Ontology annotation, biological process: vesicle fusion; intracellular protein transport; exocytosis.